Molecule: messenger RNA, 399 nt
Organism: Penicillium daleae
Lineage: Eukaryota; Fungi; Ascomycota; Eurotiomycetes; Eurotiales; Aspergillaceae
Exons: 1
Coding region: 1-399 (132 amino acids)
Source: RefSeq, a predicted model, not a curated record
AUGGGGAUGAACCCUCAGCUUGUUGGGGCGGACAAGACGCCCAUCUCCACCCGUCGCCCAUCCCACAUUCCCAAAACCGCAAACCCCGCAUUUCUACCCGAACAGCUAAUCCUCGAGGACGACUCUCAUGCCGAGGACGAGUCUGACGUCGAGGAGGACUUUAUCGUCUCAACCACUACUCCACCAUCACAGUCAGAGCUCGUUCGUUCCAAGGAAUGGUGCUCACCGGCGUCACCCCGCUUCGACUGGCCCAGAAUGGCUUCUAUUACCACCCUUCAGGAGUCAACGACUUGGCAUGCUGUUUUGCCUGCCAAUCAACCCAGCACCUAUCCACCUUCCAACGCACCCCUUUCGAGGAGGUGCAACAACUACACGAGGAAGACUGCAUAUGGCAGAUAA